This is a messenger RNA of Vollenhovia emeryi, 1917 nucleotides long. It is a transcript of the gene Dcps, whose product is annotated as m7GpppX diphosphatase. The coding region runs from base 602 to 1765 and encodes 387 amino acids. Lineage: Eukaryota; Metazoa; Arthropoda; Insecta; Hymenoptera; Formicidae. The transcript has 7 exons. The record is from RefSeq and is a predicted model, not a curated record. Gene Ontology annotation, biological process: deadenylation-dependent decapping of nuclear-transcribed mRNA. Gene Ontology annotation, molecular function: hydrolase activity; RNA 7-methylguanosine cap binding. Gene Ontology annotation, cellular component: P-body; nucleus.
GGUAAGUGCCGCCAUCUGACGACAGUGCCUUACCAGUACAUGUGUAUCCAUCCUUGUCUAGGGGAGUGCUAAACUUCUCUCCUUUCAUACUACACGGCGGCGAUACGUUGCUCGAGUCUUAUAUACGUAGCUACGGGUUCGCAAGCGCUAACGAGAAAGUGAGUUUUUCUCAAAUAAAUCCCGAUCCGACAAUCCUAUCGGAAAACUGUAAGGGAAAACUUUGUUGCAAAUAUCAUUGUGCAUCCCGUUAUAUAAACUUUAUCUACGUACGCGUGAAUUCGGCAUAUACUCCAACCUUCGUUUCGUGCUAAAACUACUUCUCGGAUACCGAACCCGAUCAAUCGAUGAUGUUUACAUGAAGCUACAGUGUUAAACUCGCGAAGCAAUUGAAGCUGAGCCGCUACGUUUCCUGCACUCGAACGUGCAAUUUGGGGAGGAAGAGAGGGACGCGAGAGCAACGUAGAAACAUGCAACGCUACAAAGAACAAACUCAAACGACGUGUUUCACUGCGUCAUCAUUGCGUUCCCGUGCCGGCUCCGGGUUCGAGCCGGGAGUCAAGAAUUACAUCAUUACGUUCGCGUCUACGUAGCCUGUAUUCUCAUGGGCCGCGCAACCGGCCUCAAUAGAGUUAUUACACUUCUUAUCUCCCCCCCGCGCACUUGGCGAUCGACUUGUUGUGUUUAUACCGGCUCGAUCGUGGAAGCUGCGCCAAGAGAGACACGUACGAGGAUUCUUGACGUGACGAGCAUGGCGGAGAAAUGUGCGAGUGCGAACGACGGGGACUGUCCGCCGGCGAAGAGAGUCAAGCUGGGCGACGGGAGCGCCGACGUGGUCGAGAAGACCCCGGACGAGAACGAGACGGGUGAGCGCGAGCUGGAUGUGUCGAGCUUCAAAGUGACGAAAGUGCUGCAGAACAACUGCGCGCGGAAGUUGAUAUGCAUGGAGGGGACGUUCGAGGACCGCGAGGGCCCGGCGAUCGUUCUCCUCGAGCAGAGGACCUUCCCUUACGACAAGGUGGUACUGGAGAAGGAUUUCUUUGACGGGAAGACGAUAUUCCGAAAGGUCUUCAACAAUGACAUCUACAGAAACUACAAUUGCUUUCCGACCGAAGAGCAUAACAGUCUGCACGCGACUGUGAUAUAUCCAGCCACGCAAACGCAUAUCGACAAGUACAAGAGGCAGGAGUUGUACGUGAUAAACGAGACCUAUGAGCUUUAUCAGCAGGUCACUCUCCCUUACAUAGAAUCGAAGAGUCUGAGCUUGGAGUGGAUAACUAAUAUUCUGGAGCACAAAGCUGAACAGGAGAGUGUUAUUUACGAAGACCCUGACAAGGAUAGUGGUUUUGUAUUAGUGACGGAUUUCAAAUGGAACGGACAGACAGAUACAUUGAAGUUGUUGGCCCUGCCGUUUCAGAAGAUACGGUCGUUGAGAGAGUUGAACGGGUCUCAUCUUCCUUUAUUAAAAAAUAUACAAGAUGCCGGGACGGCGGCGAUUAGUAAAAAGUUCAACAUACCUGCAUCGCAGCUCAGAAUAUAUUUCCACUAUCAACCAUCUUAUUAUUAUCUACACGUGCAUUUCUGCUAUCUUAUGUUUGAGGCGCCAGGAAUAUAUGUGGAAAAGGCGCAUCUUCUCUCAACAGUUAUAAGAAACUUGGAGCUGAUGUCGGACUAUUAUACGAAAGCGGUACUUUCGUAUGUAGUGUUUAAAGACAGUCCGCUUUACGAGAAGUUUAAGUCACACGGAGCCCUACAGACAUCGACAUGAAACGCGAUAGAUUGUAAAUAAGUAUAGCGUAAAUAAGACUGUUUUACUUGGAAAGAACGUGAAUUCCACUUUACGUUUGUCUGCCACACGACAAGAAAUUGAUAUGUUUUUUAUUUACGAUUUGAAAUAAAGAAACAACGAUUGCACAGCAU